AUGGCUGUUCUUAUUCAUGAUUUCGAUACCGAGGUGAUGGAUGCUGUCUCCCUCAGUUGCCCAGAAACUUGGCCUGUACGAGAUGAACUAGGACCAGUAACGAUCAAAGCGCCUAACAACUUUUGCCAAUGGCCUCAGGCGACGUUCUCCACUCGGACACGGCAUACCCAUCAUGAUUUUUCUGGAUUUUUUGGGAAUUUUCUGAUUUUCUCCGGAAAUAUCCGAGAUGCCGGAAUACUGAAAAACCUCGGCAUCUCGGCACGGCCCAUUGGCACUGAUGGUGGCGGCACCCACUGUCACGUUUCUUUUUGGGCUUUAGCGCCUAGCAUCGUGACACAUUGCGAAGCGACCGUUUCGCCCCCAAAAAAAUCAGAAAAAUUAUCAAAAAAAUUACAAGGUUUCCCCGUGCGAAUGGAGCUCGUCGCCCUACAAGAUACAUGGCCCUUCCUCUUUCGUUACGAAAGAUUUGGUAGGCUUUUCUUGAUUUUCGCUUUGAACGACAUUGUAAUUUUCGUCGAGAGAUUGUCAGUGGUGACUGGGGUUGAGGAAAAGGGCGCUUGUGUGGUCAUAUGUAGCUACAUGGUAAUUACAUUGUUCUCUACUCACUACACGUCAGAGUGGCCUCCAAAAAUUCUCACUGAAUUCUGGAAAAAUUCAGACUGGGUCAUCCAAGCGGAUACUUCCUCUGGAGUGAAAUAUGGGUCCCAAGAAUUGCGAGACAUGUUUCAACAUCCCGGAUGGGCGUAUGGGAUUGCUGAGGGAAAAAAUCGCAUUCGACAGUAUACCAGGCAGGCGUCGGGAGGACUGGAGCUCAUCACGCUGAACGACAUGGGAGAGUGCAAGAGCAGCGAACUCGAGGCGGGAAUUGGUUGGACACGUGGUUGGGAGAGACCCAGAAAUGGAUUGCACAUGAAAAUCCAUGGCUACGGAUUAUUACAAAAGUCGUUCCACUAUAGUUAUAGGGAUUUUUAUACAGAAUGGACACGAAGGGAUGCAUUCCCGCCAUCCUCGGCGGUUGGCAGGCCUUCCGGUCUCCCCUCGCCAGUCAUCUUACAAAGACGCCUUCGAAAUUAUCUCGUUAUUGCCAAGAUCACCCGGAGUAAAAGGGGCAUCUUGUUAAUGCGUCAAAGGCCUUCCUUGGGAUCGAGGCGGAUUCAUGUGUCCUUGGAAAGGCUUUUGCCUGCCAACUUUGGAUGGAAUGGCCGUAAUUCAUGCCAGGCAUCUGUGUUGAAAUAUAGCAGUAUCAGCACCAAGAACAAGUACUUAUUGGAGACACACUGUAUCGCCCUUGCUGUGUCCAAUUAUAUGAGCCACUUCGCAAUAGCAAGAGUUCUUGCGAGUGGCGACGCAAGAUACAUCCAUCACAUGCAACUCGGAAGUUGGAAGACCUUGCCGAUGACACAGGCUGGGCGGUUAAGUCGUCCCUUGCGAAGUCAGGAUCGAUGGGAAAUAUCGGCCUAUGAGCGUGGUAGUAAAGGCUGCAGGAUGGAAAGACGAGUUGUAGUCAAAAUUCGAAUCCGUGGAAUCCGGGUCGAACAGAUGGCCCCGGGCCCCAGUGACACAUUUAUAAGGCUUCAGAAGGAAGUCGCGGAGACGGUCGAUGGGCACCUCAAGACAAGUUCAGUAGGUGCUGACAUGGAAGAACGUUUGAAAGAAGAACUAGGUACAGCAAACAGCCACAAGCAGAGCGUCAGAAGACCCACCGCGUACAUCAUCGCGGGGCGAGUAAUAGCCUGA
This is a messenger RNA of Desarmillaria tabescens, 1737 nucleotides long. RefSeq lists its product as uncharacterized. Bases 1 to 1737 code for a protein of 578 amino acids. The record is from RefSeq and is a predicted model, not a curated record. The transcript has 17 exons. NCBI's taxonomy places the organism in Eukaryota, Fungi, Basidiomycota, Agaricomycetes, Agaricales, Physalacriaceae.